Molecule: messenger RNA, 303 nt
Organism: Porites evermanni
Lineage: Eukaryota; Metazoa; Cnidaria; Anthozoa; Scleractinia; Poritidae
Source: the annotation of a GenBank genome assembly
GGAGAGGAGAAUAUUCUUUGCUACAAAAACGGUCAAGACAGGUAUCCGACUGAAGACAUCUUUCUCCACGAAUUUUUCCACGGGCUGCACAACCUUGGUAUCGACUUCUCAAUUCCAGACUUCAAUGACAGGCUGAGCAAGCGGUACAACUACCUUAAAAACAGCGGUGACCUAUGGAAGAAUACGUACGCCAUGUCAACUCGCGGGGAGUAUCUCGCUGAGGGUGCGCAGAGUUUCUUCGACUGCAACGCCGAGGGCCACCCGCCAAAUGGAAUCCACAACUACGUCAAUACCAGAAGCGAA